This is a messenger RNA of Spathaspora passalidarum NRRL Y-27907, 975 nucleotides long. RefSeq names its product putative polyprenol reductase (gene DFG10). Gene Ontology annotation, cellular component: endoplasmic reticulum. The transcript has a single exon. Gene Ontology annotation, molecular function: 3-oxo-5-alpha-steroid 4-dehydrogenase activity. The record is from RefSeq and is a predicted model, not a curated record. Gene Ontology annotation, biological process: dolichol-linked oligosaccharide biosynthetic process; polyprenol catabolic process. NCBI's taxonomy places the organism in Eukaryota, Fungi, Ascomycota, Pichiomycetes, Serinales, Debaryomycetaceae. The annotation marks the transcript as partial.
CCACAUUACACUCUAGUGGUGAGUGGUAAUGUUUGCUGAGCAGAACCAAUGGUAUGUGUUACAUUGUAUAAUGCGCAGCUAUUUGUUUCAAUUGCCUAUAUUGGAAUUGCUGGCUCAAUUCUCUUGGUGAAGAUAUACAAACCUUUAAAUGAUUUGUUGUUGUACGGGAAAACACUCACUUCUACUGGCACCACUAGCACUCGUAAUCAAUCACGAUUACAGGAGCUAGUCAGCGCGGCUAGCUCUAGAUUGAGAGUUCCUAAAUCAUACUUUACCCAUUUUUACGUUUUAUUAAGUAUAUUCUCUACCAUUACUUGGGCCGUUAGUUAUCCAGCAGGUGCUGCUGCCAAUCCAUCCCCUACAAAAUACAAGAACAUGAUAUUUAUCAACGUGUUACUUUGGGUUCAAGGUAACAGGCGACUUUAUGAAUGUUUGCAUAUUUCAAAAUUUUCAAAAACGUCAUAUAUCAACGUUAGCCAUUACAUUGCUGGUAUGGCACACUACACCUUAGUAUCUUUAGCUUGUUAUUUGGGAAUGAGAACAUAUUCAUCGGGAGAAUCAGUACUGCUUGUUCCAACUUUUUUCGACUGGCUUAUCAUGUUUGCGUAUGUGGUGCUCGCAACAAGACAAUACUAUGCCCAUCGUCACUUGGCAUCGUUGGUUAAAUAUAGUCUUCCAAAUUUCAAGUAUGUUGCAUCACCACAUUAUUUACAAGAGAUUGGAAUAUAUGCUACACUUUUCAUAUUCAGUGUUAAGGAUGGUUGGGAUAUUGUUUCUUGUAAUUUCCUAUUUGCAUUAGUGUUCGUCACGGUUAAUCUUUCAAUAAGUUCAAUUGAAACUUAUCGGUACUAUCAAGAAAAAUUCAAAGAUGAGUUUAAAUUAAAAUGGUGUAUUUUCCCUGGUGUUUUAUAGGGUUAUAGAUUUAAAGUUAAAGGGUUGUACAAUACAUGUGGCUUAAUUGAUACUAACGUAAUU